AUGACCUACUACGUACCGCCGCCCACACACGAUGACGAGACAACAGAAAUGAAUGGACCGCGAUGUUUGGCUAGGUAUCGGGAUCGCGGCCGAAAGAAAUCCGUGGUGCUGUGCAAGACGCAGAGGGUCGUGGUGCACGCCAAACAAAACGGGUGCUUUCGGUUCUCGGUGACAUCGGAGGCAGCCGCGACAGAUCGUGCGUGCAAUAUCCCAAGGACGACUACGUCUCACUCCACCGGCGUUCUUCAGAUGAGCAGUCAGCGCUCUCCGCAAGGAUAUCGAUAUCCUCGCGGCGCACGCGAGGCUCCUAUCACGGAAAGGCGGACACAGGAGGGUUUUAGUCUGACUGGGUUGAUGUAGUAGUAGCUUUCAUUUUCAUUUUCAAAUGGUGGGGGUCUGGACGUACUCGCAGCAAUUUUGAUUGCAGUAUUUUCAUUACGCAAGCAACGUACCUACCGUCCUUGCAGAGAUGAUAGCUGAUAAUGAUAUGAGUGCUAGAAUAAGUACUGGGAACAAGUCUGCUUUUUAACGCAGUACUGUUUUACGUCUACCGACGUCGUCGCGGUCGCUCAAAAACGUGUUUUUUUAUUCAGACUAAAUCUGCAACAUGGUCGUGCAACUUCAACUUGAUAGCGAAUAACAUCUUGCGACAGAAUUGUUUGACGCGAAACUACAAGUGAUUGACAUUGAUAGUGAUCUGCAGGUCGGGUAAUUACGUGAUCCAAUAGGGAUGCAAAGCCAAAG
This is a messenger RNA of Amoebophrya sp. A120, 744 nucleotides long. Lineage: Eukaryota; Dinophyceae; Syndiniales; Amoebophryaceae. The record is from the annotation of a GenBank genome assembly.